Molecule: messenger RNA, 2948 nt
Organism: Acanthisitta chloris (rifleman)
Lineage: Eukaryota; Metazoa; Chordata; Aves; Passeriformes; Acanthisittidae
Gene: CMTR1
Product: cap methyltransferase 1
Exons: 23
Coding region: 1-2496 (831 amino acids)
Biological process (GO): 7-methylguanosine mRNA capping
Cellular component (GO): cytoplasm; nucleus
Molecular function (GO): nucleic acid binding; methyltransferase cap1 activity
Source: RefSeq, a predicted model, not a curated record
AUGAAGAGAAGGACAGAACCCGAAUUUAGCAGCUUCCAAAAUAAACAGAAGAAGAGGAUAGAAGACUUGGGAUUAACCCUCAGUUCUACUUCAGAUGAUGAAAAUCAAUUGAGUAAUCAUACUACUCAAGAGUCUUCCAGUAGCAGCAGUGGGUCUGACAGUGAGAGUGAUGAAAAAAGACCAGUCUUCAGCAGUGAGUUCAAACAAGACUCUCUUGUGGAGGGUACUUCGUCUCGUUACUCAAUGUAUAACAGUGUCUCCCAAAAGCUCAUGGCCAAGAUGGGCUUCCGAGAAGGAGAAGGUCUGGGAAAAUAUGGCCAAGGCAGGAAGGAUAUUGUUGAGGCCUCCAAUCAGAAGGGAAGGAGAGGCUUUGGGCUGACCCUGAAAGGAUUUGAUGGGGAGCUCAAUAUUGAUUGGCAGGAUGAGCCAGAGCCUAGUGCCUAUGAGAAGGUGGACUGGUGCCCUGAGUGUACCACGGAGAUCCCAGAUGCCCAGGAGCUGAAGGAGUGGAUGACUGUGGGGAAGAGGAAGAUGGUGAUUGAAGAUGAAACAGAGUUCUGCAACGAAGAGCUUUUACGUAAUGUUCUGCAGUGCAAGAGUGUAUUUGAUGAGCUGGAUGGAGAGGAAAUGCGUCGAGCCCGAACAAGGUCUAACCCCUAUGAGAUGAUCCGGGGAGCUUUCUUUCUGAACAGAGCUGCAAUGAAGAUGGCAAAUAUGGACCAUGUCUUUGACUACAUGUUUACAAACCCUAAGGACUACCAUGGGGUGCCUCUGAUAAAGGAGUAUGAUGCAGAGCUGCUCUACUUUGCUGAUGUGUGUGCUGGUCCCGGAGGCUUCUCAGAAUAUGUCUUGUGGAGACGGAAGUGGCAUGCGAAAGGAUUUGGCAUGACCUUGAAAGGACCAAAUGAUUUUAAACUGGAGGACUUUUAUUCUGCUUCCAGUGAGCUCUUUGAACCCUAUUAUGGAGAGGGAGGGAUUGAUGGAGAUGGAGACAUCACUCGAUCAGAGAACAUCACUGCUUUCCAGAAUUUUGUUUUGGACAAUACUGAUCACAAGGGAGUGCAUUUCUUAAUGGCUGAUGGGGGUUUCUCAGUGGAGGGUCAGGAGAAUCUGCAAGAAAUCCUAAGCAAACAGCUCAUGCUUUGCCAGUUCCUUACAGCACUGUCCAUUGUCCGGACAGGAGGACAUUUUGUCUGCAAAACCUUUGACCUGUUUACUCCAUUCAGUGUGGGACUUGUUUAUCUGCUGUACUGCUGCUUUGAGAGGGUGUGCAUCUUUAAACCUGUGACAAGCCGCCCUGCUAACUCGGAGAGGUACGUGGUAUGCAAAGGACUGAAGUCAGGGAUUGAUGAUGUGCGGGAAUACCUCUUCUCAGUGAACAUCAGACUCAACCAGCUGCGCAACUCUGAUGUGGAUGUGAAUCUUAUUGUCCCAUUGAAUGUGAUCAAAGACAACCAGGAUUUUUACAAUUACAUUGUCCAGUCCAAUGAAAACCACUGCAAAGUUCAGAUAAAGGCAUUAGCCAAAAUUCGUGCCUUUGUUCAAGACACGACCCUGAGUGAGCCACGGCAGGCUGAAAUCCGGAAGGAGUGUCUCCAACUAUGGGGGAUUCCUGAUCAAGCUCGUGUUGCUCCUUCAUCUUCAGAUCCCAAGUCCAAGUUCUUUGAGCUGAUCCAGGGCACAGACAUUGAUACCUUCAGUUACAAACCCACUCCUCUGAAUUCCAGCACACUGGAGAAAAUUCGCCAAGUGUUAGAUUACCGGUGCAUGGUGUCUGGAAGUGAGCAGAAGUUCCUUUUGGGGCUAGGGAAAUCGCAGAUCUACACCUGGGGUGGUCGCCAGUCAGAUCGCUGGACAAAGCUGGAUUUGAAAACUGAGCUGCCACGAGAUACUCUUCUUUCUGUGGAGAUUGUUCAUGAGCUGAAAGGAGAGGGGAAAGCCCAGCGAAAAAUCAGUGCCAUCCACAUCCUCGAUGUCUUGGUGCUGAAUGGCAAUGAUGUUCGAACACAGCACUUCAACCAGAGGAUUCGGCUGGCAGAGAAGUUUGUUAAAGCUGUUUCUAAGCCUAGCCGGCCAGAUAUGAACCCCAUCCGAGUGAAGGAAGUGUACAGGUUGGAGGAAAUGGAGAAGAUUUUUGUGAGGUUAGAGAUGAAAGUCAUCAAGAGUUCAGGGGGAAUGCCCCGGCUGUCCUACACGGGCCGAGAUGACCGACACUUUGUGCCCACAGGGCUCUACAUCGUACGGACUAUGAAUGAUCCCUGGACAAUGGCAUACAGCAAAAACUUCAAGAGGAAAUUCUUCUUCAACAAAAUGACCAAUGUAGCAACAUACAGCCUCCUUCCUGAAGCCAUUGCACCUUUUCAUGUCUGCCAUUACAGCCGACUCUUCUGGGAGUGGGGGGAAGGUGUCAAAGUGCACGACUCUCAGAAAAGGCAAGAUCCAGAGAAGCUGUCAAAGGACACUGUCCUGUCUUUCAUCCAAGCACACUGCCGCUAACCCUGCUCUCCUGAGGGUGCAGUGGGGGCUGAGCCCAGCUUGGAUUCUUCAGGGACUAAUGAGACUGGGGAGGCCUCACAACUUCUAUCCUGGUCUUCUCCAGAGCUGAUUUCCUGGAGGUGAUCGAACCAGGGGGUGGUAUGCAGAAGGCACAGGAUAAGGCUCUACCCUGGCAGUGUAUAUAAGAGUACAGCCCAGGAAGCACCUGCUGCUGGAGUACCCAUGGUGACUUCUGGAGCCAAGGCCUAACGCCCUUUUAUCCUGACCUACUGCAUGCAUGAGGCUAAGGGGCUGGCAGCUUUCUUUGCUCCUGUUCAGAUGUUCAGCAAGGUUUGUGGAGCUCCUUGUGUGCCAGAACUCUCCAGACUUGUGCUUCUCUGGGAGUGCGGGAAGGAGCAGAGAUGUUUUGAUGGCAGAGCUGGGCAACAGCACAUUGAAGCAGCCCUGCAUUG